AUGGCGCAGGCGUCGGCGGGGGCGGUCCGCGCGCACGCCCUCGGGCGCGGCGCGCAUCAGCGGUGUCGUCAUCGGCUCGGCCAACAUCGUGAGGCGCCUCCGUCGCGACGCGUGCGCACCCACCGCGCGCAAACUACGUCGUCGGCGGGUGCCUCGUCCAUCGCGGCGGAUGACGCCGCCGUCGAGAGGGACACUCGCGCGUGGCUCGAUACCAUGGUCAUCGGCAUGAACCUGUGCCCCUUCGCCCGCGCGGCGUUGCCCGGCACCAAGAUCAUCGUCGCCUCCGACGUCACCGACGCGCGAUCCCUCCGCGAGGUCAUCGCGCGCGAGCUCGCGGUCCUCGCCGAGGCGCCGACGACGCCGCCGGUCACAACUCUCGUGGUCCUGCCCCCAGCCGUCACCGACCGCCUCGGCGCGACGACGCACGAGGGGUUCAUGGAGGGCGCGUACAGGUGCGCGGAGGACGCGACGCGCGAGCUGACGGCGGCGAUGGCGGACGACGACGACGACGACGACGACGCGGGAAGGGAGGACGGGGACGUCAUCGACAUCGUCCCGUUUCAUCCGUUGGCCACGUUCGGCGGCGACGUGUCAGAGGAGGACGAGGAAGAGUCGCGCGGGUACAUAUGCACCUACCUCGACGUACCCGACGACGACGAGGAGGACGAGGAGGACGAGGAGGCGAAGGGCGGUAAAAGCGACGGGGUGAGAUCGCCACCGACGACGGAGGAGCUACGGAGGAUGAUCGAGGCGCACGAAUCCUUCGCGGGGGGCGCCGAUCGACGCGCGGACUGGCGAGCCGUUACGGCCGUUACGAGCGAAUCCGACGCGGGGCCCGCGCACGCGGGGCCCGCACGCGAUGGCCACCCGCCAGCGCCGCCCGUCGAUCCCGCCGACUUUACCGGCAGAUCCCCGCACCCCGUGCUGCACCUGCUCAGGCGGUGCGACGUAUCGGCCGCGGAUGAGGCGUGGUACGGGGAGAGGGGGCCGGGGACGGACAUCCGCGCCGCCAACGCGGCUGCGCUGCGAGCCAAGGGGGAGCGAGACCUGGCGCGGAUGCUGCGCCGGUGCCUGGGGGUCGCGCCAUAG
Molecule: messenger RNA, 1089 nt
Organism: Micromonas commoda
Lineage: Eukaryota; Viridiplantae; Chlorophyta; Mamiellophyceae; Mamiellales; Mamiellaceae
Exons: 1
Coding region: 1-1089 (362 amino acids)
Source: RefSeq, a predicted model, not a curated record